AUGACAGAGCCAACGACGGAGCCAGAGUCCGUGACCAUGGAAUCAGAAGAACUUGAAGUUCAAUUAACGGAGGCUGAGAAGUUGCAUCUUCGUCUACGUCAAGAUCCACACGACACAGAGGCAUGGCAACGCCUGAUAGCUGAAGUAGAAGAGAGCGGAAAUCUGGAGAAUAUACGCGACACGUACGAUGCCCUUUUGAAGCAAUAUCCAAAUACACCAUCCGCACAGAUUCGCUACAUUAGUCACUUCUUGAACAAUCAAAGGACAUUUGCUGAAGCAGAGCAUCUUUUUAAGCGGUUCUUGAAAGUCACUAGUCCGUCCGUGAAUAUGUAUAGGUACUACUUGACAUAUAUCAGACGCAUAAACACUGGCACAGAUACUCAGUCUCGAGAAACUAUUCGCAAGUCUUACGAGUUUGCCAUCAAUUCUAUAGGGAGUGACAAAGAUUCUGGUGACAUAUGGAGCGACUACAUUGCGUUCUUGGACUCGGGAGAGAAUUCAUCGACAUGGGAAGAGCAGCAAAAAAUGGAUAUGGUCCGCAAAGCAUAUCAACGCGCUGUGCAAACACCGCUCGACAAUAUCGAGAAACUCUGGAGCGACUACGAAUCGUUUGAAGUCAAGCUAAAUCGCAUUACAGCUAAAAAGUUCAUGAGUGAACUCUCGCCAGCUUACAUACAAGCGAGAUCAGUCGGGCGUGAUCUAACGAAGCACGUUGCUGCGCUCUAUCCUUCUGAAGCCCCUUUAGCUGCCAACUCAAAACCCGAACUCUCUCUACCAACCGUACCUUCCUUUACAAUCCCCGAAAGACAGCUUGUCGGAAAAUGGAAGGCGUAUCUCAAGUGGGAGGAGAGCAACCCUCUGAUGAUAGAAGAGAAAGACAAAAAAGAUCUACACAACAGAAUUCAACUCGUGUAUAGGAAAGCUCUUGUUCGAAUGCGUUUUUAUCCUGAAAUAUGGUUUAUGGCGUAUAAUUGGACGAAUAGCGUUGGAAAACACGAUGAAGCAUUGACAGUUCUUAAGACUGGCCUGGAAGCAAAUCCAUCGAGCUUUCUUCUUACCUUCGCAUAUGCGGAGGCACUUGAAAUCAAGAAAGACUAUGCACAAGUUCACACAACCUACACCGACUUCCUCCAGGUUCAAAAAGUUUCGCUUGCAAAACUGCAAGAACGGGUAGACGAGGAAAAGGCCAAGUUAAAAUCUGGUGACACUGACGAGAUUGCCAUUGACACUGACCCCGAUCUACCCAAUUCGACCGAAUCUUCAUUGUCUGUCCUGAAUAGUGAUCUUGAAGAUAGAAAGAAAGAGUAUGCACUCACGUACAUUAUUUAUAUGCGUUUUGCACGAAGAGCCGAAGGAGUAAAAGCAUCAAGGAGCCUCUUCGGAAAAGCCAGAAGAGAUAAGUACGCCUCUUGGGAAGUUUACGAGGCCGGUGCACUCAUGGAGUACCAUAAUACCCAAGACAAGGAGGUUGCAACUCGGAUAUUCGAGGCCGGUAUGGCGCAACAUGCGAAUGAGAAAGAGUUUGUAUUACGAUAUCUCACGUUCUUAAUCUCUGUGAAUGACGAAAACAACGCUCGUGCCCUGUUUGAGCGCGUUAUUCCUACCUUCACUGCCGAAGAAUCGCGGCCGAUCUGGGAACGCUGGGCACGUUAUGAACACCAAUAUGGUGAUCUUGAAGCGUCCCAAAAGAUUGACAAACGAAUGGCUGAAAUGUAUCCUAAUGAUAUGUCAGAUCCUCCCAUCAAACGCUUUGCUCAACGUCAUAUAUAUCUUGGGCUAGAUGCUAUCGCUUCGCGUGAUAUUGGAGCCAGAGUCCGAAAAGAAAGUUCGAGCCGAGGAGAUUCUCUUACCAGCAUCGCAAGUACCAACGACCGAUCUUCAAACUCGACCUCUUUGUUGAAACGCCUACCAUCUCCGGAGCAUGACAAGCGACGUGGAGAGCACGGGGGACACAAGCGACAACGCAACUUGUCACCAUCAAGGGAGCGUGACCGCGACCGAUGGGAUGUUCCAUCUCGAAGAAGGUCUCCCGGACCAAUUCCUGAAAAAGAAAGGUCAUUUAGACGGAAUGAGAAGGAACGCGAUGAAGAGAAAACGGUCACUCUGCCUCAAGCACUGUCGUGGUUUAUCGGACAACUUCCUGCACCAUCUGUUUUCGAUGGACCUGUAUUUAGAACGGACGAUCUUAUCAAUUUAUUCAAAAAUGCUGUGAUUCCUAGUACGACUAAACCGAGAUCACCGCCUCCUCCUCCCCCGCCUCGAUCAGGUGGGCGACCGCCACCAGAUUAUAGUCCUUACCAAGGCCCGACCGUCAAUACUGCUCGAAGGCGGUACUAG
Lentinula edodes (shiitake mushroom) is the source of this 2337-nucleotide messenger RNA. RefSeq names its product Suf-domain-containing protein. Gene Ontology annotation, molecular function: protein binding; mRNA binding. The record is from RefSeq and is a predicted model, not a curated record. Gene Ontology annotation, biological process: mRNA 3'-end processing. Lineage: Eukaryota; Fungi; Basidiomycota; Agaricomycetes; Agaricales; Omphalotaceae. Gene Ontology annotation, cellular component: nucleus. The coding region runs from base 1 to 2337 and encodes 778 amino acids. The transcript has 11 exons.